AUGUAUCUCGAUGAUGCAUAUUCUAUCUGGUCCGAUCUGAAGGAUAGGUUUUCUCUCGGUGAUUCAGCUCGCUUGUAUCAGCUUCGCCAACAGCUCAUGAAUCUCUCUCUAGGCUCUGCCGAUGUGAACACCUACUUCACCAAUUUGCGGAUUCGUCAUAUUGAUGGAUCUCACUUCUCUAACUCUGGAUCUCAUCUCUCUAAUUCAGCUCUUCUUGCUGUUCAUCCUUCAGCUCCUAGUGAACAGCCAUUCACUAUUGCUGCAACAUCAUAUGGCAGGGGUUUGAAUAAGUUUUUGUGCUCUCAUUGUGGAAAGAAAAAUCAUCCGGUUGAAAAAUGCUUCUUCAAGCAUGGUUUUCCUCCAGGUUAUGGCAAGGGAAUAGGCAAACCAUUCUAUGCUAGUUCAUCUUCUAGCAAUCAGAAUUCUAAUCAGGGCAGAUCUGUGAAUUGUGUUGAAGAUAAUUCCUCUGCAUCGCCUGCUCUCAUGCCUUCUGAAGUGAAUUUGCCAACCAAGGAUCAAUAUCAACAGCUUGUUGCUCUCUUGCAAAGUCAACUCCACACUUCAGCUCCAGCCAUCACUCACAAAUCUUACUCUGAAGCCCAACCUUCAAACUUCUCUGCCGCACCUAUCCAAAAUGCUUCUGUGAAUCUUCCUAAUGGCAACACUGCUCAUGUCUCACACCUAGGUAAUGUCUUGCUUACACCUCUCAUCACUCUUUCAUCAGUCCUGCUAGUGCCUACAUUCUCUUUCAAUUUAAUUUCAGUCAGUGCACUCACCAAACAUUCUUCAUGCAUUGUCAUAUUCACUCACAAUGGGUUCCAAAUUAAGGAAGCUUUAACGGGGACUGUGAUUGGGAGGGGUAACCGAGUUGGCAACCUUUACAUCUUUGAGUUUCCAGGUUCAUCAAGUAGUGAAAUAAACAAGACUCAAUCUCAAGAUGUUAUCCAAGCCCCUUGGCCUAGCGGUAAAGGGCACUUAGAUACCGCGUCCAUCCUGGAGGUCACAAGUUCGACCCCUAGGAGGCGCAUCUUGGGGAUUAAUUUCCUCUUGGGGGUGACAGUUUACUAGCCAAUACCCAUGUUUGGGGAUGACAGUUUACUUGUUUGUACCCAACCAGACAACGAAGCGCAACUCGGUGGUAAGACGCUUCACCUCUAACCUAUCGGUCGGGGGUCCGAGUCAUCUCGGGGUGUAGAUGGAGAACCAUCGUUGAUCCUCCUUAAAAUUAGAAGAGAAAAAAAUCUCAAGAUGUUUCUCAUACUAAUGGUGCUAUUUCCAGUAUUUCUAGUUCUGUUGCUUCAAUUAACUCUGUCAGCCUUGAUGUUUGGCACCAACGUUUGGGCCAUCCAUCCUUGAAUAAACUCAGAAUUUUGUAUGAUAUUUUAAUUCCAUCAAAUAAUUCCUCAUCCACUUGUUAAAUCUACCCUCUUGCAAAACAAAAAGAAACUGUCAUUUCCUGAUUCCACAUACACUUCAUCUGCCAUUUUUUAUUUAAUACACUGUGAUGUGUAGGGGCCUUUCUCCUCUCCUACACACACUGGUUAUAAAUAUUUCCUUACUAUAAUUGAUGAUUUUUCCCGGUUUGUUUGGACUUUCCUCCUCACUCAGAAAUCUGAAGUAAACUCUAUGCCAACACAGUUUGCCAACACAAUUCUUACUCAGUUCAAAAAAAGAAUUAAAAUCAUAAGGAGUGACAAUGCCCCUGAGUUCAACCUCACUUCUUUAUACUCCUCCUAUGGGACUAUCACUCAGCACUCUUGUGUGGAAACACCACAACAGAAUGCUCGAGUGGAGAGAAAUCACCAACACUUGUUGAAUGUUGCUAGGAGCUUUUUGUUCCAAUCUCAUCUAGGCAUAGAAUUCUGGGGGAUGUAUACUUACUGCUUAUUUCCUUAUAAACAGAACACCUUCCUCAGUUCUUCCUCAAAACAUCACCCCAUUCCAGGCUCUCUUCAAUAAGAUUCUUGUCUAUAGCACUCUAAAGGUGUUUGGGUGUCUCUGCUUUGCCUCCACUUUGGAUAAAGGCAAGAAUAAGUUUUCUCCAAGAGCCACUCGAUGCAUAUUCAUAGGCUACCCCUCUGAAUAUAAAGGUUAUAAAGUCAUGAAUCUGGAGACACAUGAUAUUUUUAUCAGCAGAAAUGUUAUUUUCCAUGAAUCUUUUUUUCCUCUUUCAUAUCAGCCUCAAUCUUCCUUCCCUACUGAUAAAUCUCACAAUGAAAACACUGCCCCACUUUCUCCUCGCACCACUGAUUUAUCUCUUCUUCUUCUACCUCAAUAUAACCAUCAUGCCACAACCUCCUCUGAACUUUCUGAUCUUGCACCACAGCCAACAAGGUCAGGAAGAACAGUAAGAACUCCAGCUCACUUAACUGAUUACAUUUGUAAUUCAGUGAUUUCUUCCACAAAUUCUCAGUAUCCCAUUUCAUCUUACUUUUGUCUCAAUAAACUCUCUCAGCCUUACUUAAAAUUCAUCAUACUUCUCUCUAUCUUUACUGAGCCUACAUCCUAUAAACAAGCUACUCAACACUCAGAGUGGGUGUUGGCAAUGCAAGAAGAGCUGCAGGCACUGAUGAGAACCAAUACUUGGUUGAUCACUUUUCUUCCACCUGGAAAAAUACCCAUUUCUUGCAAAUGGGUAUAUAAGAUCAAAUUCACAGCUGCUGGUUUGGUUGAAAGGUAUAAGGCUCGGUUAGUAACUAAAGGCUUUACUCAUCAAGCAGGAGUGGACUUUCAUGAUACUUUUUCUCCAGUUGCUAAGCUGACUACAGUGAAGCUCAUGUUAGCUUUGGCUGCAAUUAAAGGCUAGAAGCUUGCUCACCUUGAUAUUAACAAUGCUUUCCUCUAUGGUGAUCUUGAAGAGGAAAUAUACAUGUCUCUCCCUCCUGGUCUAGUUGUGAAAGAUGCACCUGUAGGCCCUGGUCAGUUGGCCUGCAAACUAAAGAAGUCCAUAUACGGCCUCAAGCAAGCCUCAAGGCAAUGGUAUCUGAAAUUCUCCCAAGUUCUUUCUGGAUUUGGCUUGCUUUAAUCACCAUCAUAUCAAUCAUAUUUUUUAUAAACAUUAUGCCGAUGGCUUAUACUUUGGGGUUGUGAUUUAUGUGGAUGACAUUCUUGUGGCAAGUAGUGAUGACCACAUGAUAUCCAGCUUCAGAGAUUUUCUCUCAGGACAUUUCAAGUUGAAAGAUCUUGGUUCUCCAAAAUACUUCCUUGGUAUAGAAAUUGCAAGAAAUGAGAGUGGCAUUUUUGUGUCUGAGCACAAAUAUGCUCUUGAUUUGGUUUCUGAUGCUGGCUUGCUGGGGUGCAAACCUGCUUCUACUCCUAUGGAUGCGGUGAAUUCUUUACAUUCAGAGGCUGGAGAUUUGCUAGCUGACUCAACUCCAUAUAGAAGGCUUAUUGGGCGCUUGGUGUAUCUUUGUCUCACCCGCCCUGAUAUUACCUUUGCAGUGAACAAACUAAGUCAAUUAAUCUCUAAGCUUUGUACUGGCCAUAUGCAAGCAGGUGAACGAAUUUUGAAAUAUCUAAAGGGCACUCUAGGUCACGGUUUGUUUUACUCUGCCAAGACUUCACCUACAGUCAGCAUUUUUUCUGAUGCUGAUUGGGCUGCAUACUCGGACACUAGGAGGUCCAUCUCUGGUUUUUGUAUGUUUCUUGGUAGCUCAUUGAUAUCUUGGCGCUCUAAGAAACAACACAUUGUCUCACGGUCCUCCGCCGAGACUGAAUAUAGAGCCAUGGCUCUAGCCUGCUGUGAA
Messenger RNA from Salvia splendens (bonfire salvia), 3746 nucleotides. RefSeq lists its product as uncharacterized. The transcript has 3 exons. The record is from RefSeq and is a predicted model, not a curated record. Bases 1 to 1068 code for a protein of 355 amino acids. Lineage: Eukaryota; Viridiplantae; Streptophyta; Magnoliopsida; Lamiales; Lamiaceae.